GCCGAGGCUUACAGAUCGAAACGCAGUGUGUGGGAUCGACAUUAGCAGAGUAUUAACAAACCCUCACCGACCGGAAGAAGGAAGGAAAAAAAGAAAACACAGAAAAAGAGAGAAAACAAUAUAUAUAUAUAUAUAUAUAUAUUUAAAACAAAAAGGCAAGUAAAAUACUAACACCCAUCUGAAUUCUCUCAGAUCGGAUCGUCUUGUUACCUCUCGUCACGUAGGGAAAAUGUCGUCGACUUUCAGCGGAGAUGAAACGGCACCGUUCUUUGGCUUCAUCGGCGCUGCAGCCGCACUCGUCUUCUCCUGCAUGGGAGCUGCGUACGGAACAGCGAAGAGCGGGGUAGGAGUGGCUUCGAUGGGAGUGAUGAGGCCGGAGCUGGUGAUGAAGUCGAUCGUUCCGGUGGUUAUGGCUGGAGUGUUGGGUAUUUACGGUCUCAUCGUAGCCGUCAUCAUCAGUACCGGUAUUAAUCCUAAGGCCAAAUCCUAUUACCUCUUCGAUGGCUAUGCCCAUCUUUCUUCUGGUCUCGCUUGUGGUCUUGCCGGCCUCGCCGCUGGUAUGGCUAUUGGCAUCGUCGGUGAUGCUGGUGUUAGAGCCAAUGCACAACAGCCAAAGCUUUUUGUAGGGAUGAUUCUCAUCCUUAUUUUUGCGGAAGCACUUGCACUAUACGGUCUUAUUGUUGGCAUCAUCCUUUCUUCUCGAGCGGGUCAGUCAAGGGCUGACUAAGAGUGCAUUUUGCUUGCUGGCAAGAAUUAUUUUGUGUAUGCAUGCCUUCAUGGAGUACUUGAGCUUGGGAAGUGUUGUAAAGCAUCUCCUUUGUGAUGUAAUUUAAUUCGUAUUUAUGUACCUGGUGGUAGAUACAGAACAAGCAGUUAGUUUUACAUUUUAAAUGAAUAUUUUUAAAUAAAUUUAAGUUGUGUUUUAUUCA
Ziziphus jujuba (common jujube) is the source of this 929-nucleotide messenger RNA. RefSeq names its product V-type proton ATPase 16 kDa proteolipid subunit. The record is from RefSeq and is a predicted model, not a curated record. The transcript is spliced from 4 exons. Gene Ontology annotation, molecular function: proton-transporting ATPase activity, rotational mechanism. Gene Ontology annotation, biological process: proton transmembrane transport. Gene Ontology annotation, cellular component: proton-transporting V-type ATPase, V0 domain. Bases 230 to 727 code for a protein of 165 amino acids. Lineage: Eukaryota; Viridiplantae; Streptophyta; Magnoliopsida; Rosales; Rhamnaceae.